CUCCAUUAUUAUAAAAAGGCGCCAUCCGCCAACGUUUCCCAUUCGGUUACUUACAUCGACUCGUUAUUGUCGAGCGAAGUAACAGUCACGUUCUUUGUAAGGUCAUUCUUAUCGUUAUCUGACUUGAAUAAAAAAUGCGUGAGUGCAUCAGUAUCCACGUUGGCCAGGCUGGAGUCCAGAUCGGAAAUGCCUGCUGGGAGCUCUACUGCUUGGAACAUGGCAUCCAGCCUGAUGGGCAGAUGCCCAGUGACAAGACCAUCGGAGGUGGAGAUGAUUCCUUCAACACCUUCUUCAGUGAAACAGGAGCAGGCAAACAUGUUCCACGAGCUGUGUUUGUGGACUUGGAGCCAACUGUAAUAGAUGAGGUACGUACUGGUACUUACCGCCAACUGUUCCACCCUGAGCAGCUGAUCACUGGGAAGGAAGAUGCAGCUAAUAACUAUGCCCGUGGUCACUACACAAUUGGCAAGGAGAUCAUUGACUUGGUUCUGGACCGAAUCCGUAAACUGGCUGACCAAUGUACAGGUCUCCAAGGUUUCCUGGUCUUCCACAGCUUUGGCGGUGGCACUGGCUCUGGCUUUACAUCUCUGCUGAUGGAACGUCUCUCUGUUGACUAUGGCAAGAAAUCCAAGCUUGAGUUCUCCAUCUACCCAGCUCCCCAGGUGUCUACUGCAGUGGUAGAGCCUUACAAUUCCAUCCUGACCACCCACACUACCCUGGAACACUCUGAUUGCGCUUUCAUGGUCGACAACGAAGCCAUCUAUGACAUCUGCCGAAGAAACCUAGACAUUGAGAGGCCAACUUACACCAACCUGAACCGCCUCAUCAGCCAGAUAGUGUCUUCUAUCACUGCCUCCCUUCGCUUUGAUGGCGCCCUGAAUGUUGAUCUGACUGAGUUCCAGACCAACUUGGUGCCCUAUCCCCGCAUCCACUUCCCCUUGGCCACCUAUGCACCAGUUAUCUCUGCUGAGAAGGCAUAUCAUGAGCAGCUUUCUGUGUCUGAGAUAACUAAUGCUUGUUUUGAGCCAGCCAACCAGAUGGUCAAAUGUGACCCUCGCCAUGGCAAGUACAUGGCCUGCUGCCUCCUCUACCGUGGCGAUGUAGUGCCAAAAGAUGUCAAUGCAGCAAUUGCUACUAUUAAAACCAAGCGUAGCAUCCAGUUUGUGGAUUGGUGUCCUACUGGUUUCAAGGUUGGUAUCAACUACCAGCCUCCUACUGUGGUUCCUGGAGGUGACUUGGCCAAGGUUCAGCGGGCUGUGUGUAUGCUGAGCAACACCACAGCCAUUGCUGAAGCUUGGGCUCGCCUGGACCACAAGUUUGACCUGAUGUAUGCCAAGCGUGCCUUUGUUCACUGGUAUGUUGGUGAAGGUAUGGAGGAAGGAGAGUUCUCGGAAGCCCGUGAGGAUAUGGCUGCUUUAGAGAAGGAUUAUGAAGAAGUUGGUGUUGACUCUAUUGAAGGGGAAGGAGAGGAGGAAGGGGAAGAAUAUUAAGUUUUUGACAUUACAGAACACUGCUGCUGUAACAGGGAGCCAAGAUAGAAGUUAAAUGUUGAAGAUUGACCAAAUGGAAUUGGGUCUCAAUUUUCUAUCAUCCAUUGAGCAUUGCUGCAUGGUUCUGUCGAUUUUUGUAUCUAAGUAAAUGCGCUGUUUUUUCUUUGACUGCUCAGUGUUCAGUCUCUGCUAGAUUUUACUUGAAACCCUCUUGAAUUAACUUGAUGGCAUCAGUUCAGUGACCAGCUAACGUUUUUGUUAGUUUAAGUUGCAAUGUGAGCUAAAUGUAAUGAGAUCUACAAAUUGAAUGUGUAGCAAUGUACAUCUGAAUUGAGAUUGCUAUGCAGCAUUGUGAAAGCAAGUUGUCACAAAUGUAACUCAUGUUCUGUCUUGAUAGUAUUAUCAAUAAAUAAGAUCCCUGUGUCA
This is a messenger RNA of Stegostoma tigrinum, 1916 nucleotides long. Its product is annotated as tubulin alpha chain. Gene Ontology annotation, biological process: microtubule cytoskeleton organization; mitotic cell cycle. Gene Ontology annotation, cellular component: microtubule; cytoplasm. Bases 135 to 1490 code for a protein of 451 amino acids. Gene Ontology annotation, molecular function: GTP binding; structural constituent of cytoskeleton. The transcript is spliced from 4 exons. NCBI's taxonomy places the organism in Eukaryota, Metazoa, Chordata, Chondrichthyes, Orectolobiformes, Stegostomatidae. The record is from RefSeq and is a predicted model, not a curated record.